Aspergillus wentii DTO 134E9 is the source of this 1485-nucleotide messenger RNA. RefSeq lists its product as uncharacterized. The coding region runs from base 1 to 1485 and encodes 494 amino acids. The transcript has 16 exons. NCBI's taxonomy places the organism in Eukaryota, Fungi, Ascomycota, Eurotiomycetes, Eurotiales, Aspergillaceae. The record is from RefSeq and is a predicted model, not a curated record. Gene Ontology annotation, molecular function: transmembrane transporter activity. Gene Ontology annotation, biological process: transmembrane transport. Gene Ontology annotation, cellular component: membrane.
AUGAAAGACCAUUUGCAGGGCGAUGACGCCCAACUAGCUGCCAUGGGCCAUCGGCCUGAAUUGCAGCGUAACUUUUCUACCAUGUCGAUGCUGGGAUUGGCGUUUGCGGUGUUGAAUUCGUGGACUGCUCUAUCGGCUAGUUUAUCGAUUAGUUUAACGUCUGGUGGGAGUACGAGUGUUAUUUGGGGUCUUGUGACGGCUGGGAUAUGUAAUUUGUGCAUUGCGGCUUCGCUGGCAGAGUUUCUGUCUGCGUAUCCUACGGCUGGGGGUCAGUAUCAUUGGGUUGCUGUCUCAUGGCCAAAAUGGGUCCCUAUUCUAUCGUGGGUGACUGGAUGGAUCAAUGUAGCUGGAUGGAUUGCCCUCGUUGCCACGAAUGCCCUGCUGUCAAGUGAGCUCAUCAUGGGAAUCAUAUCAGUUUUGCAUCCGGGCUUUGAAUCUCAGCGCUGGCAGCAAUUCCUGAUCUACAUCGGGUUUACGCUUGGGGCGUUUGUGAUUAAUGCUUUUUUGAACUCGGUUUUGCCGGUGGUUUAUCGUGGGGCUUUUAUCUGGUCCAUUGGUGGCUUUGUGCUUGUUUCUAUUACGGUUCUUGCGUGUGCUUCGCCGGAUUAUAAUUCUGCUGAUUUUGUGUUCCGGAAUUUCAUCAACCAGACUGGCUGGCCGGAUGGAAUUGCCUGGUUAUUGGGACUACUCCAAGGAGGACUGGGAGUCACUGCCUUUGACGCAGUCGCUCAUAUGAUUGAAGAAAUCCCCGGUGCAUCAACCGAAGGACCCAAGAUCAUGGUCUCCUGCGUGGGGAUAGGAACAUUCACAGGUGCCAUAUUUCUUAUCGUACUGCUCUUUGUAGCAGGAGAUAUGAAAACCGUCGUGAACUCCUCUGCUGGCCCUCUGUUGCAGAUUUUCCUCGAUGCAACCAAGAACAAGGCGGGUGCUAUCUGCCUGUUGAUGCUUCCUCUGGUGUGUUUGGCAUUUGCGACAAUCAGUGUGAUGACGACGAGUAGUCGGAUGAUAUUUGCCUUUUCGAGAGAUGGGGGACUGCCGGCAUCUCCGUUUUUUGCUCGAGUUCAUCUGAAACUGGGGUUGCCUUUGAAUGCGCUGAUCUUGACCUCUGGAGUUGUUAUUGCAUUUGGAUUCAUCUUCUUAGGGUCGUCGAGCGCAUUCAACGCCAUUGUCUCCUCGUCUGUCGUCGCUUUGGAUCUGUCGUAUGCAAUGCCCAUUGCCGUCAACUGUCUGCAAGGACGAAACAGCCUCCCAGAGAGAAAGUGGAAGUUACCCAGUGCUGUUGGAUGGGUGGCAGAUAUGAUCUCCCUCUCGUAUAUCCUCCUGACGACGGUGUUGUUUCUCUUCCCCCCUGCUCUGCCCGUGACCGGGAGUAAUAUGAAUUAUUGUAUUGCCGCCUUUGCCAUCAUCGUCAUUGUCUCCGUGUUCCAGUGGUUCGUCGAUGGACACAAGAACUUCACCGGCCCACGCAUCGACCUGACAGCUUAG